AUGAUGUCCUGCAAGUCCCUCCUUGUGACCCUCGUGGUCCUGGCAGCCCUGUGCAGCCUUGCCGCCGCCCAGUUCGGCUACGGAGGCUAUGGAGGCUACGGAGGCUAUGGUGGCUACGGAGGCUACGGAGGCUACGGUCGCGGAUUCGGUGGCUACGGCCGCGGAUACGGCGGCUAUGGAGGCUACGGCCCUGGAUUUGGAGGAUACGGGGGCGGUUUCUACGGUUGA
Molecule: messenger RNA, 228 nt
Organism: Ixodes scapularis (black-legged tick)
Lineage: Eukaryota; Metazoa; Arthropoda; Arachnida; Ixodida; Ixodidae
Product: neuropeptide-like protein 30
Exons: 1
Coding region: 1-228 (75 amino acids)
Source: RefSeq, a predicted model, not a curated record